Verticillium alfalfae VaMs.102 is the source of this 1683-nucleotide messenger RNA. Its product is annotated as actin. The transcript has 6 exons. The coding region runs from base 178 to 1305 and encodes 375 amino acids. NCBI's taxonomy places the organism in Eukaryota, Fungi, Ascomycota, Sordariomycetes, Glomerellales, Plectosphaerellaceae. The record is from RefSeq and is a predicted model, not a curated record.
ACUUUAACAUCACUUCCCAUCGACCACCUCCCACCCCUCCGACUCCUCACCACCAGCUUCAGACGCUGUCGAAUACCAUCUCGCUUUUACGAUCCGUGAAUCGCGCGAGCUAAUUUCAUCUCUUCCAGCUAUCAUUUGACCACCUCAAUUCCUCUCCCCACCGCUACAUAAUUCACAAUGGAGGAAGAAGUUGCUGCCCUCGUCAUUGACAAUGGUUCGGGUAUGUGCAAGGCCGGUUUCGCCGGUGACGAUGCGCCCCGUGCUGUCUUCCCUUCCAUUGUCGGUCGCCCCCGUCACCAUGGUAUCAUGAUUGGUAUGGGCCAGAAGGACUCCUACGUCGGUGAUGAGGCACAGUCCAAGCGUGGUAUCCUUACCCUCCGCUACCCCAUCGAGCACGGUGUCGUCACCAACUGGGACGACAUGGAGAAGAUUUGGCACCACACCUUCUACAACGAGCUCCGUGUCGCUCCCGAGGAGCACCCCGUCCUGCUGACGGAGGCCCCCAUCAACCCCAAGUCCAACCGUGAGAAGAUGACCCAGAUCGUCUUCGAGACCUUCAACGCCCCCGCCUUCUACGUCUCCAUCCAGGCCGUCCUGUCCCUGUACGCCUCCGGUCGUACCACUGGUAUCGUGCUUGACUCUGGUGACGGUGUCACCCACGUUGUCCCCAUCUACGAGGGUUUCGCCCUGCCCCACGCCAUUGCCCGUGUCGACAUGGCUGGUCGCGACUUGACCGACUACCUCAUGAAGAUCCUGGCUGAGCGUGGCUACACUUUCUCCACCACUGCCGAGCGUGAAAUCGUUCGUGACAUCAAGGAGAAGCUCUGCUACGUUGCCCUCGACUUCGAGCAGGAGAUCCAGACCGCCGCCCAGAGCUCCAGCCUGGAGAAGUCUUACGAGCUUCCUGACGGUCAGGUCAUCACCAUCGGCAACGAGCGCUUCCGCGCCCCCGAGGCCCUCUUCCAGCCCUCCGUUCUCGGCCUCGAGUCCGGCGGUAUCCACGUCACCACCUUCAACUCCAUCAUGAAGUGCGACGUCGAUGUCCGUAAGGACCUGUACGGCAACAUCGUCAUGUCUGGCGGUACCACCAUGUACCCCGGUCUCUCCGACCGUAUGCAGAAGGAGAUUACUGCUCUUGCUCCUUCUUCCAUGAAGGUCAAGAUCAUUGCUCCUCCCGAGCGCAAGUACUCCGUCUGGAUCGGUGGUUCCAUUCUCGCGUCCCUGUCCACCUUCCAGCAGAUGUGGAUCUCCAAGCAGGAGUACGACGAGAGCGGUCCCUCCAUUGUCCACCGCAAGUGCUUCUAAGCGCUUCGCGUCCCAAUUCCUCCUCCCUCCCUCACCGCAAAACCACGCCGAGUCCACGAAGGUCGCGACCGAUGCAGAGUCUGUCCCGGUGGGAUGGCACGCAGUCCGAGUCUCGUAUCUACGAAAAGUUUUUGACAUGGUCAAGAAAUUGGGGUCGACGUUUCUCACAGGCGAUAUGGUCUUUGUUCAGUAGCAGGGUGUGCGCGCACGGUUAGGGGUGGAACUCGUCAAUCGAGGUUGAUCAUCCAAUACACUUUGCUUUCAGCCCUUCUUUACUUGCGAGGACCUACCAGCCUACGUGGCCAUGGUUCAUGAAUCGAGUCAUAGAAAUCCUUCAGGAAUAGGAUCAAGGUUCUAUUUCAUUUUGAUGUCUAUUUG